Messenger RNA from Antechinus flavipes (yellow-footed antechinus), 3269 nucleotides. RefSeq names its product calpain small subunit 2 (gene CAPNS2). Gene Ontology annotation, molecular function: calcium ion binding. Bases 259 to 999 code for a protein of 246 amino acids. The transcript has a single exon. NCBI's taxonomy places the organism in Eukaryota, Metazoa, Chordata, Mammalia, Dasyuromorphia, Dasyuridae. The record is from RefSeq and is a predicted model, not a curated record.
GUAAUGAAAAAUAGAUGUGGUUUUAUGAUUUCUCCAAAGUUCUGUAAAGUUGGUUAUUAGAACUUAUAAAGUGGAGGAGGUGCUAGGACCUAAAGGAAUUUAGGCAGUUUAAGCCCAAGGCUGGAUGAGACAUGAAUGGGUGUGGUUCAGUCUAAGCAAAAACAGAUGAACUAGUUUUUCUACAUAUGCAACUCAGACUCCAUUACAGCUUUUGUCUCUGCUGGGAAACUUCUGUGACUUUCUUCUUACUCUGCCGGAAUGUUUCUUGCAAAGGCACUCCUGGAAGGGGCAGAGAAAGGGGGUCUUGGAGAAGCAAUUGGAGGCCUCUUUGGUGGAGGAGGGCAAAAAAGAGGAGGAAAUAUUGGAGGGAUUGUUGGGGGAAUUGUAAACUUCAUCAGUGAGGCUGCAGCAGCUAAUUAUACACCAGAACCACCGCCUUCUUACCAGCACUUUUCAAAUGUUGAAGCCAGUGAAAGUGAGGAAGUUAGGCAAUUUCGUCGUGUCUUUUAUCGACUGGCUGGAGAUGACAUGGAAGUAAGUGCUACUGACCUGAUGAAUAUUCUCAACAAGAUUAUUUCCAAGCACAGAGAACUGAAUUCUGAAGGCUUUAGCCUUGAUACUUGCCGGAGCAUUGUAGCUGUCAUGGACAGUGAUGCUACAGGAAAACUAGGAUUUGAGGAAUUUAAGUACCUGUGGAACAACAUCAAGAAAUGGCAGUGUGUUUACAAGCAGUAUAAUACCAACCAUUCUACUUCUCUUGAGGCAACACAAGUGAAGGGAGCUAUUCAGGCAGCAGGCUUCAAGCUCAAUGACCAACUUUACCAGUUGAUAACCCAUAGAUAUACUGAAGAAGAUGGAAGCAUAGAUUUUAACAACUUCAUUAGCUGCCUGGUUCGUCUAGAUGCCAUGUUUCGUGCUUUCAAGUCACUAGAUGGAGAUCGAGAUGGACAAGUUCAAGUAAAUAUUCUAGAAUGGCUGGAACUGACUAUGUAUUCCUGAAGCAAAUGCUGGAAAGACACAGUCCUGCCUCGAGGAUAGGACUGCUCUAAGCCUAGGUGUGUCUGUCCGGGAUGGGGCGUUAUAACUGUUAUAUAUCCCCUCUGCAGUUUCUGAAAUCUUAUGCAGGUUUUUGUUGCUUCAUUAAAGCAGAUUUUAUUGCAAAAUAUAUUGAGUAGUUUGUAUAUUACCUAUAUAAUAAAUGUUUUGAAAUUGUAUGUAUAUGAUUUUGUAGGUAAAAAACUAAAUACAAAAAUCUUGAAAGGAAUAGACUUUUAAAAAUUUAUAUAAUAUCCUGUUCUCAACUGGGAAUUAUUUAGCAAAUUAAUUCUUCACAGUAGAAAAUGUUUACUAAGAGUAAAAAACAAUCCUGGAAUAAAUUAAUGAAAUAGCCAGUGUUCUUCUCUUCUUACUCAUUUCCCCCUCACUUUAGAAAUAAAAAGUUAUAUAUUUUUUGCUUUUGACUUUGUAUUUGGUGGUUUUACUAUAUUAUAAAAAUUUUCUAAGAAAUGAGAACAGUGAGCUAGUGUUUCAAAUUGUACAAUAAUUUAAGAGUCUCAAACAUAAGGAUAAGCUAUCAUAUAUGGAGAGUCUAUUUCAUUUUAGUAGGUCUCAUUCUUUACCUUUAGUCUCAAGCAGAGCAAAUGUGAAGAGGUUCUUUAGUUGUUCGGUUUAUUCUCUGAGAGGUUGGGAAGAACAAGGACUAAAAGGGUGUAUCUUUGGUUCAGAAUGUCCUUGGCUGCCUUAAUGAAUCAAAAGAAUCACUCUUACAAGCUGUUCUUGCAAAAUCAGGCUUGCCUAAGUUGAUGUUAGCCAGCUCCUGUCAUGUCUUGCCUUGCCUUGGAGCAAGGAAAAUUCUUUUGUUCUUCUUCACAAACUUGAAGGCAGAAUUGUAAGUUGAAUGGAAUGUAAAGCAAUGUUGGAAAUAAAUCUAGGGCUUUCGUGUAAAGCUCCCUUGUGAUAAUGCCCUAUGUAUCAUAGCAGAGACAGAGUCCAAGCUGGAAGAGAAUAGAAUGAGCCUGCUUUUCCAUUUUCCAAAAGAAUGGUAGAAUUGACACUGCAGGAUUCCUGAGGAGGGAAGUGAUAAAAAAAAAAAAAAAUCACCUCAGAAUGCCUUUUUUCAUGAAACAACAACAUAAUAAGUUAACAUUUAUUAUAUGUUGUAUUUAGCAUAAUACUAGGCACUAUGCUAAGCAUUUCACAAUUAUUAUUUCAUUUGAUCCUUACAACAAUUCUGCAUUUUCAAUAAAUUUUCAGUUGUGUCUGAUUCUUCAUGACCUCAUUUGGGGUUUUCUUCGCAAAGAUAUUGAAGUAGUUUGCUAUUGCCUUCUCUACCUCUUUUUUAUAGAUCAAGAAACUAAGGCAAAUAGGGUUAAAUUGCUUGCCUAGGGUCAACUAAGUGUCUGAAGCUGGACUUAAAUUUAGUUCUUCCUUAUUCUAGGACUAUUAUUUUCUAUCCAUUGUGCCAUCUAGCUGCCCAGUAACCCUGGAAGUAGGUGCUAUUAUUAUUCCCAUUUUAUAGAUAAGAAAACUGAGGCAAAUAGAUUAAGUGAGUUUCCUUGAAUACUAUAACUCACAAGUAUCCGAGGCCAAAUUUGAGGGCUUCCUGCUUUCAGCAUUGGUGUUUUCUCCACUUCCCCACCUAGCUUCCCCUUUAGCUUUAAUUUGGCUAUAACUGUGUUUAAGACUCCAUACUUCUUAGGCUGUAGAUCUACAAUUGGAGGUUAUUAAAUCCAAGCUAUUCAUUUUUCAGGUGAGGAAACAGAGGCACAGUGUGGUUAAAUACUUAGCAAACUCAAUCUCAGGCUAGAAUAAGUUUGUUAUUUUGUAAAACUGCAUAUUGGAAUAUUAUUUAAGACUUUACUGCCCAUUUAUUGUAUAUUUCUUACAAUUGUAUUUUAUAGAUAGACUGUUUUUUGUCUAUAAGAAUAAUGCUAGAUUUGAAGAGGGAGGGAAAAGAGAUCCUCUUCCUUCUUGUAUUCUUAAUCACAAUAAACAACUCUGUGGUGAUGCUGCUGCUACUGAUGAUGACAUAAUGACAUACUUGAUGUGUCAUAGCAUUCAAUUUGUUUUCAGGAAGUACUUUUUUGAAAUUGAUGAAGUUAAAAUUUGAUAUCACUAUCGUGAUUAGACAGCAUUAAUUAUAUACAUGCAUAUAGCUCUGAUCUUGAUAACAUACAAUUUCUUCUCUCAAGAAUCUUGUUAAUUAAACUUGAUUUGGUAAGUUACCUUUAUGAGAUAUAACUGUAAAGUAAUAAAACUCUUUGCACAAA